GAUUAGCAUAGCAACCGGAAAAUGCGAAAGAAAGGCGUCGCUUGUUGAUGACGUCUUCACGGGGAGACACGAGGGCAGAGAGGGAGCACUCCGCCACAGGGACUGUAAAAUUAAAGAUUUAAACAUGGGGAAGCAGAAAACCAGGAAGUUUGCUGCCAUGAAGAGGAUGAUCAGUCUGAAAGAUUCCAGAAUCAAAGAGAAAGACCGUUCCAAAGCAAAAGAGAAAAAGAAGGAUCGCACGAAGCCCAAGGAGAGAGAAGUGCCCAAGUAUCCGUCAUGCCUGUUCUUCCAGUACAACACUCAGCUGGGCCCGCCCUACCACAUCCUCAUCGACACCAACUUCAUCAACUUCUCCAUCAAGGCUAAACUGGACAUCGUUCAGUCCAUGAUGGACUGUCUCUACGCCAAAUGCAUCCCCUACAUUACAGACUGUGUGAUGGCUGAGAUUGAAAAACUAGGAAUGAAAUACAGAGUCGCACUGAGAAUAGCCAAGGAUCCCCGGUUCGAGCGUCUGCCGUGCACACACAAGGGAACGUACGCCGACGACUGCUUGGUCCAAAGAGUUACGCAGCACAAGUGUUACAUCCUGGCGACGGUGGACAGAGAUCUGAAGAGGAGGGUGAGGAAGAUUCCCGGUGUGCCCAUCAUGUACAUCUCAAACCACAGGUAUAACAUCGAGCGGAUGCCUGAUGAUUACGGCGCUCCAAGAUUUUAAACUUCACCUGAGCUGAAUUUGUAAAUAGAUCGAAGCUGCUUCUUUCUUAUUUUUGUUCUGGUUUGAAAGUGUUGAAGUUGUGAUUUUCAGUUGCCUGAGGAUUGGUUGUGUUUGACCAAAAGUUCUUCUUUUACUGAAAAACUACUUUACCUUCUGUUAUUUUGAAUUUAAUAAAUGAUUUCCAGAGCAGUAAAACGCUUUCUGUCUUUCUAACUUCACAAAGAUAUACUGGGACUUUUGCUGUGAACAGUUUUUUUUUUCUUGACUUUAUUCUGGUUGUGUAUAUAUAUGAGUUUAAAGCUGUAGUUUCUGUGGUUUGUUGAUGAUGAAUGAACGAAAUUAGAAAUGUGACGACAUCCUCAGACAUGACUGGCACAAUGUCGAAGUAUAUCUUUAAAAAUCAACCAUCUGAUGAAAUCAGCAUUUUAGUCAACAGGGUUAAUUCAUUUCCCCAUUUUUCUACAUAAAUACUGACUUCAACUAAACUCCCAUUAUAUAUAACAGUAAAGUGAUCUUGUAUCAUCAGUCUGCGUUUGCUUUUAGUGUAAAUAUGUUGCAGUUUGUCCAGUUUCUCCAAUUGUUUAUGUGGGUUUUUUAUUAUAGCCUGUCCUUGUGGUGUUUUGAUGAAGUUACUGAAAGCAGUGCUUUGUAAAGGAUCCACAUGCUUUUCUUUUGGUGAAUGUGCAGUAUUAUGAAGAGCUUAAGUUUCUGUAAUAUUUUAAGAAGAGAUGUUCAUCAUAACAGCUUCCUGUCAUUGAUUGUUCCCACUGUAAUGUAACCACUCCAUCGUGAUUCAACGGGAAUAUGUCAAUCAAAAAUCUUUUUGUCCGUUUUAAAAAUUGUGGGCAGUGUUUUGUCACAAUAUUCACGUUACAAAUUAAUUAUGUUUUCCACACAACAGUGUGUUGUGAAAUUACUUAUGACUUCCUGAUAUAGUUUGAGUUUCUAUGACAGCAUAUUUGGGCAAAAAUAAAAAGAGAAAGUUUGGGCCUGGCUUUAGAGCAAAUUUGGUUCUUUGUAUAAAGUUUUACACAAGCUACAGCUUUUUCACAUAGAGCAUUGUGACUGGUGGGGUUCAAAGCACUGAUCUCUGAGGGACAGAGGUGGAGUUUAAACCAGAGGUCCCAACAUCUACUGGCUGUGUGUUAAACGGGACUGAAAGGUUUUCUUGCUAACUCUGGCUGUCACUGUUUAUUUGCACCAUACUCAGUUGCCAAAAACUGUCACUUUUUGCUGAAGUGUAAGUCUGAGCUGCAGCUGUGAUGAAACACCAGGAGUGAAGAUUUCGAUUGGGAGCAUAAAC
Messenger RNA from Salarias fasciatus (jewelled blenny), 2018 nucleotides. RefSeq names its product FCF1 rRNA-processing protein (gene fcf1). The record is from RefSeq and is a predicted model, not a curated record. The transcript is spliced from 8 exons. NCBI's taxonomy places the organism in Eukaryota, Metazoa, Chordata, Actinopteri, Blenniiformes, Blenniidae. Gene Ontology annotation, cellular component: small-subunit processome. The coding region runs from base 125 to 715 and encodes 196 amino acids.